AUGCUGGCGUGCGAACAUGCGCUCUGCGCAGAGUGCCUUCUAAGGCCCUCCGACUGGCGCUACCAUGUCGAUUCCCAGGAGAUUGCCUGUCCGCUACCCUCCUGCCGCACGCCUGUGGCGACGAACGCGCAGCGCUUUGUGCCAGAGCCCAGCGACGACGAGCGGCUGGUGAAUUGCCCCAGUCCCGGCUGCAUCAAAGUUCUGGUGCCGCUGGCCCUGGUUCAAGGGAAGACCGCCGUCAGCUGCCCUCAAUGUCGUCAGCAGUUCUGCAGCGCCUGCGCACAGCCGGCCCACGCUGGAAGCUGCGAUGAUGCCGAGCUGCAGCGCAUGGAUCCGGCGCUACGGCAGCUCAUGGCCCAGCAAAAUUGGAAGAGAUGCCCAGUCUGCCGGCACUUGUGCGAGCGCGAGUCGGGCUGCAACUUCAUGACGUGCCCCUCGGAGCAAUGCAAAGGGCAGACUUACUUCUGCUACCUCUGUGGGGAGAUCUUGGCCGCUUCAGACCACGCGGCGCACUACGAAGGCUUUGAGGGGGCCAUCGGCCUGCGCGGGCCCUUCGGUUCUCUUUGCAUGAAUCGGCGUGAGCCAGACCCCUCUCUUCCAACGAAGCCGCCGCCGCCACGCCUCAGCGUGGUGCGGGGCGACGAGGAAGGCUCCAUUGUUCUUCGGAUCACUUGGGGCGAGCACAGGAGUGAGCCCCCCACCAUCUACUACCGGAUUUUCCUGUCGGUUCCGGGAAGUGAUGAGGUGCGUCAUCUCUCUGCAGCCGCGCGAGGGCCACACUACGAUGUCCCACGGCAUCUGCCGAAAUACAUCCGGUAUCAAGCGGCGGUGGUCGCGGUCAACGUCAAUGGCUCCAGUCCGCCCAGUGACCAAAGCGAGGUCGUUCAUUUCCAUCCGCGCGAGCUGGAAAUGCAGAAGGAAGUGGCCGCCCCGCAGAAAGCCAAGCGCUGGACCAGACCGUAG
Messenger RNA from Symbiodinium natans, 963 nucleotides. The record is from the annotation of a GenBank genome assembly. NCBI's taxonomy places the organism in Eukaryota, Dinophyceae, Suessiales, Symbiodiniaceae.